AAACAUCGAACAUGUCAUCCUCCAAUUAUGUCACAACGGGCCAGGCACGAAACCUGCGCGCAUGCAUGAUCUGCUCGAUCGUCAUGACCUCCCAGCGCUUCCAAAACGAGGGCUGCCCCAACUGCGAAGAGUUCCUGCACCUACAGCAUUCCCCGGACCAGAUCGAGAGCUGUACAUCCCAAGUCUUCGAGGGUGUCAUCACACUCGCGAACCCAACCAAGUCGUGGAUCGCAAAGUACCAGCGUCUCGAUAGCUAUGUGCCUGGCAUGUAUGCCAUCAAAGUCUCGGGACAACUACCUGAUGAUGUUCGAUCGACGUUGGAGGACGAGUAUAGAAUACAGUACAUUCCACGUGACGGUACAGAGGUGGAGAACGAUGCUUAAGAUACGUGGCGUAGGACCGAUGCGCAACAAUUAAUUCUACUAUUUCUGGCGAAACUGGCGUUGAGGGAAUAGAACAGCAGUGAUUAUGGACAAGAACUUCUCGUUUAAAAAUAUUGUAGUGGUAUCUAUGAUGGACAUU
Messenger RNA from Fusarium graminearum PH-1, 522 nucleotides. Its product is annotated as transcription elongation factor SPT4. The record is from RefSeq and is a predicted model, not a curated record. Gene Ontology annotation, molecular function: zinc ion binding; RNA polymerase II complex binding. The coding region runs from base 12 to 383 and encodes 123 amino acids. Gene Ontology annotation, cellular component: DSIF complex; nucleus. The transcript has 3 exons. Gene Ontology annotation, biological process: mRNA processing; positive regulation of DNA-templated transcription, elongation; chromatin organization. NCBI's taxonomy places the organism in Eukaryota, Fungi, Ascomycota, Sordariomycetes, Hypocreales, Nectriaceae.